This is a messenger RNA of Geodia barretti, 4521 nucleotides long. Lineage: Eukaryota; Metazoa; Porifera; Demospongiae; Tetractinellida; Geodiidae. The record is from the annotation of a GenBank genome assembly.
GACUGUUGAGCUAGGACUAGGAGUGUCUGGUGAGAAUGCUGGAAGGGUGCUCCCUGUGUCAACUGUGGUGUGAUGAGCGAGUUGUGAUGGGGAGUGUUUCAGUGGGUGACCCUCUGCACUGGUACUAGCAGUGGGCUCAUGGGAUGAAGUAGUGGGUGGUUGUGGCACAGUCAGGGAUAUUCCUCGACUCUUUGCCAACUCUCCUGCUCUCUCGUCAAACCCUUUUACUGUCUUGAAUGCUGCUAGAAGUUGAGUCAUGACUUCCAUCUCAGGGACAUCCGAUCCAAGCCCAUUCUGCCAUAACCUAAUCGUGUCUCGGGUGCAGUUGGCUUCUUGUUCAUUUUUCUCCACGUCUUUGUGCUUCGCGCAGAGUUUGUAGCGCUCCCUAUAGUCCAGUCGUAACCUGAACAAUAGCUGCACCCAUUUCGGCCCGAUUUCACCUGCUAUCUGCUCCGUUAGCUCCUCCAUCUUAGACACUGGGAAAAUUCUCGUGAAAAAUUGAGGAACUCCGACCGACACGCCCAGUAAACAACACAACACCGCUCGUGAUCUGCGUGCUCGUGGGGGUAGGGUAUCGAUAUCUCUCACUAGUGCCGGAGUUUCCAGUGAAGCUGGGGCGGCGUGGGAAUGGACGUUAAGGACGCUACUCUGGAUCCCAAGUGGGACCAAGAAAGACUUGGGUGGCUAGUCGAACCUCUGGAACAAUACGGUGCAAGAAUAUGCAGAGGUGUCAUCCAAGAGAUUUGUACCAACCUGGCCGGAUGCAAAUGCGUACAAAACCUUGCCAUAAACCUUUACCACAAAAAAGUCAUUGGUGAUUCGGAUUUCCACCAGCUUCAACUGCCAACAGCCACUGGGCCGAAUCUGAGUGCUGUGCUAGUCAGAGCAAGUCAGGAGAAGGAAGGACGGGGACCACGUCUCAUCAGAGAUCUCUACCUAGCGCUGCUGGAUAUGUUUGCAAGGAACUGCGAUCAGUGGUGUUAUCGCAUAGCACUUUACACACUCCGACCAUCUGGUAUGAAUGCAUGUUUAGGCUAUACCUACGUGUGCUACUCUCUACUUCUACAGUGAUCAAACACUUAACGCCCCUGGUUCAAGUUCCAUCUGAUCAAAUAGACAAGCAGCGUCUGGUGGCAAAUUUCCCCAAUGCCACAUUGGAAAGCGCAAGAGCAGCUCAAUUACGUCAUCAACUCGGCAUACCCAGCAGUGGUGCAGAAAUCACAAGUCUCAAGCGCAUCCUAGAGAUGUACAUGGUCACAGUUCCUGAGGGUACAAAUCCAGAUGAAUGGUUAGUGUGUCUUGUAAAGGCAAUGAUGUUGACUGAAGGUGUCGGACGUCAUGUCUCCAAACUACUCCCAUUUCACAAGUCCUAUCCAGUGGAGCUGUUGAUAUUUCUGGAGAGGCUUCACCAUCACUGGGAGAAAUUUGCUUUCUUUCUGGGCUUCACAGUUGACGAAGUGGAUGCUAUACAAGGCAGUGAAAGUUGUAUAGGGUGCUUUCAGAGAGUCUGGCGAAUGCCAGAUCUAAAACGACACCACAAUGAAGAAAUUCUUUAUCUUACCCUCCAAAAAGCUGAUAUCAGACUGGGUGAAACUGGUACACCGCUACAGGGAGUAAGCGUUCAUGUUGAAGUUAACGGGGAAACUGUCGCUUCUGCCCACAUUUCUAGCCCUGCCAUUGCCCAGCGUGGGUCAUUAAAGAAGGUAGUUGAUCGCCGCCAUCGUUACAGUGAACAGAAGAGUAACUCCAGUGGCUACGGUAGUAUUGAGGGUACCGCAGUUCAAUACAGCAGGUUCAGCAGUCAGCAGACUACUGCUGAUAAUGACGAUACGGCAAGCCAAGUCUCUCUACCGCAAGUUAGGAAUGACGGCAACAUAAGCAAGGAGAAUGACUCGGAAGAGCAUCUGUCCUCACCAAUUGCAGGGUCUUUUCCUCCAUUACCAGCCCAUUUUCCCAGCGAGGAGCCCUCUCCAAGUUUUAGUAGCCUACAGCGACCCGUAUCACUGCAACUUACACAAGCCAAGCAUUCAGAGACAGAGUCGUUGAGUUCCCCUCAAGUCGUCCCCGAACCCCCCUCGUUCCAGCCAGAUGACGAGGUCACCUUUUCGUCUACUUCUUCUGAAAGCCUUGGGAUGGGAUUGUACGGGGAGGUUUUGGUGGUACAGCACGGCGGUCGAAAAUACGCCGCAAAAGAGUACUGCAGACGAUUUGUCGCUCCAGAGGACCUGAAAAAGAAGUUCAACGCAAGCAUUCUCAGACUUAACCAUCCAAACAUUGUGUCGUUGCUUGGGGUGUAUAAAAUCAGGGGCACGGAUCGCUCAGUUGUGGUCAUGGAGAAAUUUCCCCAGAGUCUGGAGUCGGUUUGUGAAGAUGAAAGAGUUGAACUUGAGCCAAGAAGAAAGCUCUCGAUCCUUAGUCACAUAGCAGAUGGUUUGGCCUACCUUCACCUCCACGACGUAACACACGGCGAUCUUAUCCCAUCCAAUGUACUGCUGACAGUGCCAGACUACACGGCUAGAAUAUCAGACUAUGGAAAUUCCCUGGUGAGGCCCAUUUCAACAGCAUGUACCGAGGGGCGUCAAGAUCGCACUAACUUGUGUGACUAUCUACCUCCUGAAGCUCAUGAGGGAGAAAUAACCGAUAAAGUGGAUGUGUUUGCUUUUGGGCACUUAUCACUGUACGUAGUUCUGCGGACAAAACCACACCCACUCAAAAAUCAAAUAUACCGUCUCAACAGAAAGUUAGUGCCGAGAACAGAAGUUGAACGAAGAAAAGACUACUUUGAUGAGAUGUGUACCAAGGCCACAGGUGUGCUAGCGCCACUCUUUGAUUGGACGAAGAUGUGUCUUGCUGAUGAAGCAAACGAAAGGCCACAAAUGAAAAACUUUACCAGUCACUGUUCUCUAUACCACAGAAUCAAUUAGUAUUUCAAGACUUUGUUAGGCUUCGCGCCUGCGCUUUCGCGUGCUUGUGUUGGUGGUGGCGACCGCUCCGCCCCGCUAAGGUUUAUUUUCAGUCUCUGCAUGCUCGGGCCAGUCUGCUGGGAGCGUGACUAGGGGUGGGCUACAUCCGGCUACCUCCUUGGAAUCAGCACAACGACAUGGCCGCAGCAGGCCGGGAGGGAAGUUUUGGAGCGGAUGACGGAGAUACAGAUUGCUCAUCAGAGGGCGCCGAUUUGCCUGAGCUCACCGGGCAGACCAGUCGGCAAAUUAGUGAUGUGGACACCAUGAGCCAGGAAUCUUCAUACAAGAGGCAAGUCAGUUCGUUACCAGGCGAUACUGCGUCUCCACUGGACUCACCAGUUGUAAUGAAUCCUAAUGAACUGUCUCCAUCACCUUCGUCUAUGAAAGCCGGACACCUGUUGGCACAUCCCACCCCAUCGUCAGACCCCAACUUGACUCACCCUUCAUCGUCAUCCUCGUCACAUUCCACACCACCAACAUCAGCAUCACGUUACCAGCCAUUUUUAUCACCCACAUCACCUCUCCCCACCUCACCUUACCUGGACCCCACCUUAGUAGAACCAGUGGAAGCAUCACCAGAUCCAGUUUCACCCAACAGAUCACCACACCCCACAUCUAGGCCCCUCGAGGAACCAUCACAGCUCGUAACACAAGUUCUGGUCUCUCCUCCUUUAAGCUGCGCACAUCUGACAUCAGAGCCACGACAGAAAAAUCGAGGGCCAUUUCUUCAGGAGAACAAAGUCGUGUUUGUUCCAUGCAAAUGUAUGGGGGCGGGGUUUUAUGGGGAGGUGUGGGAAGUCAAACACAAUGGUAAAAGUUACGCAGUGAAGAAAUACAACAAACCAGUCACCCCUCCCAUUCUAGCAAAAUUAGUGGCUCUAACUAAACUGAACGAUGAAAAUGUAAUGGCAUAUUGUGGAAUAGGCUCUUUGAAAAACAAAUGUGAUACCGUUGUGGUAAUGGAAAAAGCAGACCAGAAUCUGUCAUCCUUCAUAGAAAGGAACACCGAACUCGAGCUCCAGAAGAAGUUGAUGAUUCUUACCGGUAUUGCAAAUGGCUUGGUCUAUCUUCACUCAAAAGAAAUUGUUCACUGUGACUUAAAGCCAUCAAACGUAUUGAUAAUACCGGAGACUACAACGGCAAAGAUUUCCGACUAUGGCAACGCACUCGUGAAACCAAUUUCAACAGUGUGUGCUGAUUGUCGCACGGAAGAAACGAUUUUUCGCGACUACUUCCCUCCAGAGGCUCAACUAACAGAAACACACAAGCCAUCAUUUGAUGUAUUCUCAUUCGGCCACCUGUCACUGUAUGUUGUAUUGCAGGAACAACCACACUCAUUACUGAAGAGUCGCAAGUGUCCCAAUAAAACUGCAAGGACGGAGGUACAGCGUCGAGAAGAAUACCUCAAUAAAAUGAAAAUAAAAGUCAGCAGUCGUAUGCUAGAUUGGACAAAUCAAUGUCUGCAUGACGAAGAAGAAGAAAGACCACAGAUGGCAGACUUUAAACAUAUUUUUCCUUCUACUUGAACUUUUUGUACUGCCUUACGUUACAUGGCUGC